AUGCGGCAUGACUUCUGGUGGUUUCUGUGUUUCCUUCAAUGGUUGCAAGUGAACGGUGAUACUGGAUGUGACAAGAUUUACACCGAGAACGAUUCUUCAGGAUCCGGAAAGUUUGAAUGUCAUACUAAUGGAUGUCGCAUAAAGAUCGACGCAAGCCCAGUCAAACCAAUUUACCUCAAUCUUUACAAACACAACGAGAGACUCAAUAUCUAUGUUACAUCUGUUGCCAGAAACCAGACCGUGCUGUUGAAAAAGUAA
This is a messenger RNA of Caenorhabditis remanei, 258 nucleotides long. RefSeq lists its product as uncharacterized. The transcript is spliced from 3 exons. Lineage: Eukaryota; Metazoa; Nematoda; Chromadorea; Rhabditida; Rhabditidae. The record is from RefSeq and is a predicted model, not a curated record. The coding region runs from base 1 to 258 and encodes 85 amino acids.